Micromonas commoda is the source of this 1272-nucleotide messenger RNA. RefSeq lists its product with no specific name. The coding region runs from base 1 to 1272 and encodes 423 amino acids. Lineage: Eukaryota; Viridiplantae; Chlorophyta; Mamiellophyceae; Mamiellales; Mamiellaceae. The record is from RefSeq and is a predicted model, not a curated record. The transcript has a single exon.
AUGGGCAGCCACCCCGCGGGCAUCACCGUCGACGCCGUGCGCGAGCAGCUCGCCGCGCUCGGCCACGAUGACGUCAGCGACGACGUCAUAGCGUCGUUCCUCGACUCGCUGCGCCAUCAGGUGAACGUCGCGCCGGCACCCGUCGAGAACGUCGCGGCGGCGAACGGCGCCGACGACGACGCGCCGCCGCCGCCGGUCGAGAGGACCGACGCGCUGACGCGCGGCCACUCGCCCGAGGCUACCGCCGCGCGCACGCCCGGCGGUACCGAGAGGGCGCCGUGCCUGACGAGCCCCGAGCCCGACGGAACGCGAGAAGGUUCACGGAGAUCUCGAACGACCCCGAAUGAUGACGCCGUCCCGAACCGGCGAGCGACCCCCCCGACCGGCGCUCGACCGGCACCGACGUCGUCCGGCCGGCGCGCCGCGACGAGGAGCGUGGCGCUUGCCAUCCCGACCGUUAUAACGCCCGCGGUGACGCCCGGUGACGCGUCGCGAACACCGCCAAAUCGUUUAUUAACCCCAAAUUCGUCGGCGAGGGGUCACCGCCGCGACCAAUCAAAAUCGCCGAAAGAUUUGGUGCACGAGGACAUCAUCGGGUGGUGCGCCAAGCGAAGCGUCGCGUCCGUCACCCCGGGACGCGUCACGGGCGGUAACACGACGCGUUCUCGACGAAGCGGUCAUAACUCGUCGGUCAUUGCAUCCCCGAUGCCCAUUCGCGCAGGCGUGGGCACUCCGGGUCAGCGCGUGCGCAUCGACAGGGUGGCGCGCGCCGCGCAGUACGCCGCGGUGUGGUCCGGGGACGCGUACCUGGAGCGCAGGCGGGCGGGGGAUCGCGGCGGGGGGGGCAAAUCGGCCGUUACGUCCGUUACGUCGGCGGGUAUCAAGUCGGGCGCCGCCAGCUGUGUCGACUUUUUGGACGCUGACGAGGCGACGGUUUUCGGGACGAGGUCCAAGUUGGCGUACGACCGUUACCCCGACCGUUACCCGGCGGCGUACGACGUCAACGGCGUGCGGGGAGGGAGCUGGGGUCGCGCGCAGCGGAAACUCACCGACGGGACGAACGAGUGGCGCGUGGACGUCGAAAGGGGCGAAAGGGAGAAGGAAAACACUCGGCGGGUUUCGACGAGCGGGUUUUGGGACGAUUCAAAGCGGGGACUCAAAGCGGGUGCGAAAGGGGCGACGGGAAAGGGGUUCAAGACCCCGGAUGAACGCAGGCGAGACGCGCUGCGGUGGGAGGUUCGCGCGCGCAUGGCCGCGCCGCCCACGUUCUGA